UGUUAAUGAUUGACGGAAGACAUUCGUAUUCUUUAAUUUCUUUUCAUUUCCUUCUCAUGUUGUUCUAUCUGCCAUUUUUGAAAAACUUCAUCAUAGAAAAUUCAUUGAUUGGAAGAUGAGUUUUGAUAGUUUCAUAAGUUUUAGAGGCGAAGAUACUCGUAAUACGUUUACGGGGCAUUUGUACAAGGAAUUGGUUGGAUUAGGAAUAACCACUUUUAUGGAUGAUAAGAAACUCUUGAUUGGAGAUAGUCUUAGUGAAAAACUUAUUAAAGCAAUCGAAAACUCAGAUUCCUUCAUCGUUGUUUUAUCAGAGAACUAUGCUUCUUCAAAGUGGUGUUUGAGAGAAUUGGCAAAGAUAAUAGAUUGUACGGAUGAACAAAAGCAUCGAGUACUCCUUCCUGUAUUUUACCACGUGAAUCCUCGUGAUGUUCGUCGUCAAUCAGGGUGUUUCGAGAACAGCUUUCGCUUACACGAAGAACUUCUACGAGAACUUGACCAUAUGGAAAGAGAUAAAUACAUGGAGGAGGUUCAACAAUGGAGGAGGGCUUUCACAAAGGUUGGCGAUCUCACUGGAGUAGUUGUAACAAAGGAUUGCGUUGAGGUGGAUAGCAUUGGCAAAAUCACAAACCAACUACUUGAUAUGUUAUUGCAUCAUCAAAAGUUAGUACCUUGGGACGAGCUCACUAAGUUAGUUGAUAUUGAACGUCAGUUAUUCAAGAUGGAGAAGCUAAAUGAUUUGGAGCCAAAUGUGGUACGUUUUAUAGGGAUAAUAGGGAUGGGCGGAAUUGGUAAAACAACCAUUGCUGAAGUUUUUUAUGACAGAGUUGCACGUUUUUUUGGAAAAAAUCGUUGUUUCCUUCGCAUUUAUGAACACACUACUUUACUCUCACUCCAACAACAACUUCUUUCCCAACUUCUUCAAACAAAGGACCUAAUUAUAAACAAUGAGAAUGAAGGAGCAAGAAUGAUUGGGAGUCGUUUGAAAGAUAAAAGAGUUCUAAUUGUUCUUGAUGGGGUGAAAGAAAAAACUCAGUUAGAACAGUUAGUUGGAAAUCCUAAUUGGUUUGGUUCAGGGUCCAAAAUCAUCAUUACAACCAGAAAUAGAGAUGUUCUUCGUCAACCAAAUUAUAAAGAUAAAAUGGUUGAAUACAGUGUGGAGUUUCUUGAUACUAAAAGUGCCAUGACACUCUUUUGCAAACAUGCAUUUGGAUGUGGGUUUCCCAGUAAGAACUUCGAGGAUUUUUCUAAGGAGAUUGUAGAAAGGGUUGAAGGACAUCCACAAGCUUUGAUACAAAUUGGGUCGUCUUUAUAUGAUAAAGGUAUAGAGAUAUGGAAAGAAGAAUUGAAGAGUCUUGAGGAAGAUUACAACAAUCGUAUAUUUAAGACAUUAAAGAUAAGUUUUGAUGAUUUAGGAAAGACAAGCCAAGAAGUUUUUCUUGAUUUGGCAUGUUUCUUCAAUGAGAAGACGAAAGAGAAAGUGAUUGAAAUACUUAAGAGUUUUGAUUACAGACCUCAUAGCGAAAUACAAUUGUUGCAAGAUAGAUGUCUCAUUGAAGUUAGAAGUGACAACACAAUACUUAUGCCUAAGUGCAUUCAAACUAUGGGUCAACAAAUUGAACGUGAAGCUGAUAAACGGAGUAGGAUUUGGCUUCCGAAGGAUGCCCAGGAUGUAUUUGAUGAACCACAUAGAGUAAAGGACAUUAAAGGUGUAGUCUUGAAGUUGGAAGAGAAGCAAGAUGAAAUAGAGUUGGAGGGUAAGGUUUUUGAAGAUAUGAGAAGUUUAAAAAUAUUGGAAAUUGGGAAUGUGGAGGUGAGUGGAGACUUCACACAUCUCUCAAAACAAUUGAGAUUGCUUAAUUGGCAUAGCUAUCCCUCACAAUGUUUGCCAUUAAGUUUUGAAUCAAGAUAUUUAUUUCAACUUCUUUUGCCUCUAAGUCAAACAAGACAACUUUGGAAUGGUCAAAAGGGAUUUGAGAAAUUGAAGGUUAUCAAUGUUAGCGGUUCGAAGAAUUUACGAGAGACUCCUAAUUUUACUAAGGUUCCAAAUCUUGAAAGUUUGGAUCUAAGUAAUUGUACAAGAUUGUGGAAGAUUGAUUCUUCCAUUAGUCGUCUCAAUCGUUUGACAUUGUUGGAUAUAACAUGUUGUAUCAAUCUCAAAAACUUGUCAUUUUCUAGAAGCUGCAAAAGCCUCAUAACAAUAAACUAUGUUGGCUCAGGUCUCGAAGAAAAAGGUUUGGACAACUUUCAAAACGACGACUCCCAACUUUAUUUUCAGCCCAAACGGAGGUCAGUUUUUGGAAUUAAUGAAGGUUUCUGCAGUAAAAAUAAAAUUGGUUCCAGCUCGGAUCGGCCCAUCUCCCCCUCAACUCCAUCACGCCAGCCUCAGUGACUCCAACGCACAACCACCAUCGUCCGCCUCUGCCUCAUCUUCCUUCUUGCCGCCACAAUGACUCCAACACACAACUGCCGUCGUCCGUCUCUCUCUCCAUCUCCACUCCGUCUGUCGCACACGUUUCAACCAUCGGUAUCGUCGUUGUUUAGCCUGCCGCCCAGUCCACGGUCUCCCUUUCUCUCCAUUUCACGAAAUCAUCUUUUAUUUGGUCAACAAUUUUGCUCUUGUUUUAUUUGUUUAUAAUGAUUUGAAGAUUGUAUUCAAUUGGGGGUUUGCUAAAUUAAGAUAAAUUGUGUUCAA
Messenger RNA from Cucumis melo (muskmelon), 2692 nucleotides. Its product is annotated as TMV resistance protein N. Gene Ontology annotation, molecular function: ADP binding. Bases 116 to 2389 code for a protein of 757 amino acids. The record is from RefSeq and is a predicted model, not a curated record. The transcript has 7 exons. Gene Ontology annotation, biological process: signal transduction; defense response. Lineage: Eukaryota; Viridiplantae; Streptophyta; Magnoliopsida; Cucurbitales; Cucurbitaceae.